Messenger RNA from Phaeoacremonium minimum UCRPA7, 654 nucleotides. Its product is annotated as putative cytidine deoxycytidylate deaminase family protein. Bases 1 to 654 code for a protein of 217 amino acids. The transcript has a single exon. NCBI's taxonomy places the organism in Eukaryota, Fungi, Ascomycota, Sordariomycetes, Togniniales, Togniniaceae. Gene Ontology annotation, molecular function: catalytic activity. The record is from RefSeq and is a predicted model, not a curated record.
AUGGCUACUACAAAGCACUCACCCGCUACUCUUCUGUCCGCUAUUCUGCGCAUCACAGAGGAGAAGAUUGUUCCCCUGACUGCGAAGGGUGUUUCCUCGGGCAGCAAGUUAUUUGGUGCUGCUGUGCUCUCCCGGGAAGGACUUUCACCACACACAGUCUCAACCAAUAAUGAGAAAGUGUCCCCCCUGCUUCAUGGCGAGAUCAACUGUAUCCAGCAGUUCUUUGCUUCACCGUCAGAGGGCCGUCCUGCCACGAAAGACUGUGUCUUCUUCGCGACUCAUGAGCCUUGCUCCCUAUGUCUGAGUGGAAUAACGUGGGCUGGCUUCAACGAGUUCUAUUAUCUCUUCACAUAUGAGGACUCGCGAGACCUAUUCGCCAUUCCGUACGAUAUCGACAUCCUCGAGGAGGUCUUCCGUGUUCGGGCGCCGUCCGACACCGACGAGACGCUCACUGCCCGGCCACUGUACAACCGUAAGAAUAAGUUCUUCACCGCAAAGAGCUUGUCAGACCUAGUCGAGGAGAUCGAAGACGCCGACGAGAAAGCGAAGUGGUCCGCUGAGAUCAAGAGGGUAAAGGAGCUGUACAAUUCUCUGUCCGCCACAUAUCAAGAGGGAAAGAAAGCGGGCACUGAGAGCGCCAGCGUAUGGAAAUAA